Molecule: messenger RNA, 1144 nt
Organism: Hydractinia symbiolongicarpus
Lineage: Eukaryota; Metazoa; Cnidaria; Hydrozoa; Anthoathecata; Hydractiniidae
Exons: 4
Coding region: 1-1044 (347 amino acids)
Molecular function (GO): dioxygenase activity
Source: RefSeq, a predicted model, not a curated record
AUGGCAUGCCAUCUGAAAAUUCGUUUUAGAAUCAACGUAAUGAAUUAUGAUUAUCAGGAUAUAAUUAUGGUGAGAAACGAUAUCUUUCCCAUCCUAGAUGUUUCAUGUCUGUCAGAUAAUUACACAGCAGUCAGUGAUUGGGAAGGUGCAAAACUUCAGCAUGAUGUACAGGUAAACAAUCUUGUUGAAGAAUUAUCAAAUGGUUUUAGUGACUGGGGAUUUCUUUACGUGAAAGGACAUGGUAUACCACAAAAUCUCAUAGAUGGCGCAUUUAAAAUGUCAGAAAAGUUUUUUAAACAGGAGAAGGAGACGAAGAUGAGUUAUAAAAGAGGACCUGGAAUAAGUGAAGGAUAUGUUCCAAUAAAAGGUGAAGUGUUUGAUGAAAUGAAACCUGAAGAUAUAAAGGAAGCUUUUGACUUUUUGCCUAAUUCUGAUGUGAGUAAAAAGUUAUCACAGGAAAUGCCAGAAGUUGUUACUGAAUUGAAUGAGUUAUUUGAACAUUGUUCAACAUUGCUAUACAAAUUACUGAGGUUGCUUGCAGUUGCUCUUGGUAUAGACACAGAGACUUUUGUGAAUCUACAUACAAAUAUUGGUAAUCGCAGUUUAAAUGGAACGUCACUGCGCACAUUGUUUUAUCCACAUAUCAAUCGACCAACAGCGGAGAAUCAAAGACGUUGCGGUGAGCAUACAGACUAUGGUACAAUAACUUUGCUUUUUCAAGAUAAUAUCGGUGGCUUAGAGGUUUUGUCUCCGUCUGGAAAAUUUGUAAAGGCUGUUCCAAUUCCUGGUACCAUCGUUGUCAAUGCAGCCGAUCUCUUGCAUACAUGGAGCAAUGGAAAAUUCCGCGCAACCAUUCACAGAGUACAAAUACCAACAGAUCCAAUGCGAUUGUCAAUGCCACGUCAAUCAAUUGCGUUCUUUGCCCAUCCAAAUUAUGAUGUCACUAUUAAUUAUCAGGACGAAAAUGGAAAAUCGAAGACGAGAAAUGCGUAUGAACAUUUGAAAAAAAGAUUCGAUUCCACCAUUCUUACUGACAAUGUUUAAAAUUACUUAUAUGUAAAUAUUUAAUUACUUUCUGCUUUUAUUAACACGAAAUUGGUGAAUGCCUAACAAUAGAGACAUCACUGCAGCAGAAAAAUGUUUA